Aspergillus homomorphus CBS 101889 is the source of this 698-nucleotide messenger RNA. Its product is annotated as GNAT family N-acetyltransferase. Gene Ontology annotation, molecular function: acyltransferase activity, transferring groups other than amino-acyl groups. The record is from RefSeq and is a predicted model, not a curated record. The transcript has a single exon. Lineage: Eukaryota; Fungi; Ascomycota; Eurotiomycetes; Eurotiales; Aspergillaceae. The coding region runs from base 29 to 640 and encodes 203 amino acids.
CCGAUCCCCAUAAAGCAAAUCCCUCAAGAUGUGGCACCCAUUAUCCUUUCAAUCUCAACGGCUACUCUACCGCGCCGUCGAAGACACGCCCGAAGACGAGGACUUCAUUCACUCUAUCCAGUCCGAUCCCGAGGCCUACGCCAACUCCACCCCGGCCUUACCCAAACCUCAAGCCAAGCGCGACACCAUCAAUGGCUACAAGAAAUCUCUGACCGAACGGGCCCUGUUGUCAGCUAUUAUCGUGUUGCCCCAUGAGCCGAGUUCCGAGGAAGACAGCCAGAAAACCGGUCCGGGGACGCCAAUCGGAAUCAUCUCGCUGCGGAGAGAGGGGGGUGACUUUGCCCACCAUCGCGGUACCUCGAUCACCAUCGACAUUGCCAGGCUGUACCGCGGGCAAGGCUACGGGAGCGAGGCAAUCAUUUGGGUGUUGGAUUGGGCGUUUCGCCGGGCGGGAUUACAUCGCGUGGAGAUCCAGGCCCUGUCGUACAAUGCGGGCGCGGUGCGGUUGUAUGAGCGAUUGGGCUUCAGGCUGGAGGGUCGGAGAAGAGAGGCGAUCUGGCACAAUGGGGCCUGGCAUGACGAUGUAAUCUUUGGGAUGGUGGAACGGGAAUGGAAGGAGAGGCAGAAGCAGCAGGAAUAGGAGGCAGACAUAGAUCGAGAUGUCAGUUGGAGUGAUUUAGCUAUAGACAAUGAAAUCC